Molecule: messenger RNA, 1080 nt
Organism: Triticum aestivum (bread wheat)
Lineage: Eukaryota; Viridiplantae; Streptophyta; Magnoliopsida; Poales; Poaceae
Product: reticulon-like protein B9
Exons: 5
Coding region: 56-760 (234 amino acids)
Biological process (GO): response to bacterium
Source: RefSeq, a predicted model, not a curated record
GAAUCACAACCUCGAUGGCAAGCUGCAUACCGAAAACCUCAAACCAACAUCAAACAUGGCAACGGGAGGAUCGCAUUUUAACGGACACCGGGCGCCGAGGCUGUUUGGCAGGGAAAGGCCCGUCCAUGCCGCCCUCGGUGGACGCGAAGCGGCGGACAUCAUCCUGUGGAGGAGGCCCAAGGUUUCGGCGUCGAUCCUCGGCGCGGCGACGGCGGCGUGGGCUCUGUUCGAGGUGGCGGAGUACCACUUCCUGACGCUGGCGUGCUACGCCGCCAUGAUCGCCAUGCUCACCUUCUUCAUCUGGACCAACGCCUCCGCUUUCAUGAACCUGCCGGUUCCAAGGAUCCCUGAGACGAUCCUGUCGGAGAGGACGGCGAAGCAGGUGAUCCUGGGCCUGCACCGGAGGCUCACCUGGUUCGUGCACCGGCUGUACGCCAUCGCCUGCGGGGAGGACAUCAAGAAGUUCAUCAUGACGGUGGUGUCCCUGUACAUCGCGUCGGUCGUCGCGACCUGCUUCAGCUCCCUCACCCUGCUCUACCUCGUUGUGCUGUGCACGAUGACGGUGCCGGCGCUGUACGAGCGGUACGAGCACGAGGUGGACCACCUGGUGGCCACGGGGGCGCGCGACGUCCGUACCCACUUCGCCAAGAUGGACUCCGGCGUGCUCAGGAAGAUCCCCAGGGGCAAAGGUGCCACCACCGCCGCACACGGGACGACGGCCAACAACGUGCACGGGUGGCAUCGCUCACACGUCAACUAAACCUGCCCAGCCAACAACAUGUCACUGCUAACUAACCUGUAAUAAAGUACAGUACAGAGUGAGCGAGCUGCAGACAGACGUAAAUCAAGGUUCAGAACAAGGCCUGAACGAACCAACAUGCAGAGAGCGAGCAGCUCUGCAGACGGAUGUCGAUUUAGGUUCAGAAUAAGACCUGAAUGUAAGGUGUUUCGUUAUUGUUACCAUCCUACAUGAUGAUGCGUACAUGCAUGCAUCCAAUCCGCCCGUGCGACCACGGUGAUCCUGUAAAUCUACUCUAUCAACGCAUGCGUGCGCUUUACGGUGGUGCGAUAUCUUCUUUC